Messenger RNA from Carya illinoinensis, 1029 nucleotides. Its product is annotated as E3 ubiquitin-protein ligase MPSR1-like. The transcript has a single exon. Gene Ontology annotation, molecular function: ubiquitin protein ligase activity. The coding region runs from base 213 to 887 and encodes 224 amino acids. The record is from RefSeq and is a predicted model, not a curated record. Gene Ontology annotation, biological process: protein ubiquitination. Gene Ontology annotation, cellular component: cytoplasm. Lineage: Eukaryota; Viridiplantae; Streptophyta; Magnoliopsida; Fagales; Juglandaceae.
UGAUCACAAGUUCCAGAUCAUUCCACAGCCUUCCAGACUUCCAGUACCUGUGGGCGCACACCUCCUCCCCUACCUUUUUAUAUUCCCAAUUCCACUUCUUUCCGUCUCCAUUAUUCGGCAGCUUGUGCUUACCAAAUCCUCCCUCUCAAGCUCCUCGAAAUCUUGAUUCUAAAUUUUGGUGUUUUUGGGUUGUGGUUGUGUUCUUUAAUCCUAUGGCAUCUGAGCCCGAGGUGUCGGAUGUUUCUUCCAUUUUCGAUAGGCUGGUGAGGAGCCGAGACCACUCUUUGUUCAUACCCUUGAUGCUGGGAUUCACCAGCCCAGUAAGAGACUCACAAGCGCAGGAGCCCCCGGAUCAAGAAUCUGACGAUACACCCACAACCACGCGCGACAGAUUGAUCCUCGUUAACCCUUUUACGCAAGGCAUGGUGGUGAUUGAAGGAUCUACGAGCUUGGAGAACCUGCUGCACGAAGCGGGUGUCAAGGAUGGACAGCCACCGGCCUCGAAGGCAUCCAUAGAGGCCAUGCCGAACGUGGAGGCUGGUGAAGAUGGUGGGGAGUGUGCGAUAUGCUUGGAUGAGUGGGAGGUUGGUGGAGUGGCAAAAGAAAUGCCCUGUAAGCAUAGGUUCCACGGGAAUUGCGUAGAGAGGUGGUUGGGGAUGCAUGGGUCUUGCCCUGUUUGCAGGUAUAAGAUGCCUGUCGAGGAGGAGGAGGUGGGGAAGAAGAGGGACGAGGAAGGGAGAGAAAGCAGGAGGAGGAUCGAGAGGGAGAUUUGGAUCAGUUUCUCUUUCAAUAGUGGUAGGAGAAGUGGGGAUUCCACUCAAUCUCCGACCACUGAUUCCAACGAUUCUUCAUCUAGUCCUAGACCUGAUCAUGGAACGGAGGUUUAGACAAAUUUUGCGAAAUUAAAUAGACUUGCUUUUCCUUUUUUUUUUUUUUUUAAUUGGGAAACAACGUGUACAUGUGAAAAUUUUUUUAGCUUGAUUGUGUUUUCCUUGGAGAAAUAAAGGAUUUCCAUUUUAUUUUCUUGUA